AUGUCCCAUCCGCCCAAGAGGGUUAAAAUUGACACAGCUGCCGUGGCCACGGCCCAAUAUUAUAAUACUACGGGUACCGUCCCUUCAAGCUUUCAACUCUCGGCUGAUUUAUCUUAUUUAAUUACCACUCAGCCAAAUUGCACGAUUGUUGCUUUUGAACUACCCCCUGAUUGUACUGAAUAUGAAAUAUAUGAAUCAUUUUCUCGUUGUGGUCAAGUUAAGCAUAUUCAGAAGGUCAGUAAUGGACGUGCUGUUUUAGUUGAAUUUCCUGAAAUAUCUACACCAACUCGUUUAGUACACUGGGCAAAAAUAAACCCCUUCGCUAUCGGCAUGUAUCGAGUUCGCCUUGAAUUCUCCUCUCAAACAAUUACAGCACCAGCCACAAUAACAAAGCCUCAGUUGAAUGAAAAUAGUAUGGCUACAGAUACAGCACCAAAUAAUGUUCUUCAUUUGGAUAUAAAAAAUGUCGAAUAUCCUAUCACUGUUUCUGUACUUAAGGCUAUUGGCUCUCGUCAUGGUAAUUUGCAACGCAUCUAUAUUGGAAGUGCUAAUCCUGAUAAGUCAUUAGAGGCUUUGAUUGAGUAUGCUACUGUAGAUGAGGCAAAUAAAGCCAAAGAACAUCUGGAUGGUGCUGAUAUUUACUAUGGUUGUUGCAGUCUUUCAGUUGCAUAUUCUAAAAUGAAGAAAAUUCAUGUAACCAAGAAUGAUGAGCAGCAGUGGGACUUUACCGAAUCUAAGGAGGGAUUACUUGCGAAUGCUCCUACAGCUCAGCGAACGCUUUUGCCUAACUCAACUAACGGCCACACCGACACCACGCAGACUUCAACCAGCAGUGUUCAACAGCAGGCCGCUACUCAACCUCCAAUUGCAGGUGUUCCUCCAGGAUCAGGUGUCCCCCCUAUGCCCUAUCAACAACCUUAUUAUGGUUACGCUAUGCCGCCUGGUCAGUAUAUGCAACCUCCAGGCUAUUAUCCUCAAAUGAUGCCAGGCCAACCAAUAUCUACUUAUUCGGCUCCUCCAAUGCCCUACGGCAUCCAGCCAGGAAUGCCGCCAUAUUAUCAACAACCGGGGUACUCUUACUAUCCAGGACAGCCGGCUCAGCAGCAAGCGAUGACAGCGCAACAGCAAAUGCCAGCCACUGUUAGAACUACCCCUCAGAUAAUGCCUACCCCGCCACCGGUACAUCAUGUAACUCCUGCAGGUAUUGGUGUUGGUCACUCCACAUCUAAUCUCAAUUCAACAUCCGUUGCCGCAGCCAGAAAUACGGAUAUGUCUAUCUUCCAUGCUGAAAGAGGUGUCGUUUUAGUUGUAAGUAACAUCCCUGAAGGCAUCAAUUGCGACCACCUCUUCAAUUUGCUUUGUCUAUAUGGCAAUAUUGCUAGAAUUAAGUUCCUCAAAAGUCGACCGGGGUGUGCCAUUGUGCAAAUGGGUGCUAAGGAAUCUGCGGAAUUAGUUCAACAGUAUUUGGAAGGAGCUCUUGUAUUUGGGCAGGCUCUCCAAUUCCACCCAAGUGAACAAAUUGAAGUACAAGAACACGCUGGUCUGGGCACUUUAUCUGACGGUUCACCCGUAAUGAAAAAUUACAUGACUGAUUCAAACAAUCGGUUUAGGAACGCCGUGGUUGCCGCUAAGAGCCGAAUCUUGGCUCCAACUAGAACUUUGCAUUUCUUCAAUGCACCACUUAAUUUUUCGCCAGAAGAUAUGUGCCAAGUGUUUUCUGAUUGUGGUGUGAAACGUCCUCCGCGUAUUGUUGUGUUUACUGCUAAACCGGGCCAAAAGACUUCUCUUGGCCUUGCUGAAUGGGAUACUGUUGGAGAGUCAUUAGAUGCACUCGCUCUUGCCAACCACAGACCAAUACACAUUGCGGGAUUCGCUCACCCAUUCCAUCUAAAAUUGGCAUUCAGUCCUAAGCCAAUAUCUGAUGAUCGGGCAGGUCAGAGUAUGAUUAAUUACCCCGCUCCUCCGAUGCAAAUAAGCCGUGGUCCGCAACUUAACACACCACGCGUCGUCACAGUGCCUGCACCCAACGUCACAGCCGUCGAUACGGAAUUAUCUGAACCUACCUCGUUUGAUGUUAAGGCUGUUGAAGCAGAAGAAGCCGCUUACUUGGCAAGUAAUGGAGCUUCUGCAUUUAGCAAACGACCUAGUUCUCCUUUGUCUCGACCACAAGCCGCUACUGAAGAACCAGACUCGGUCCGCCAUCAGCCCCCUAAAACUCCUGAAGAGGAAGAAGAGGGAGCCAAUUAUUCUGAGCGGGUUGAUCACCUCUCUACUGAUAUUGGAAAUGUGCCCCAAAAUCACGGUGGCACGUCUUCCUCAGAGUUGAGUGACGAUGAUUGCCGUGCUGGAGGUAGGUUUGUCGAUGAUGGAAUUAAGGAAUCGAUUAAUAAUGAUAAUCAUGGUUCACCGUCUCCAAGGAGUGGCGUAGAUGAUUCCGAAAGGCAAUUUCAUCAUCAGCCACCUGCUACACCGCCCUCUGAGUCUCCAAGUUCGGACUCUUCACCUCUUGGUGAAGGAGAAAAUUAA
This is a messenger RNA of Rodentolepis nana, 2526 nucleotides long. Lineage: Eukaryota; Metazoa; Platyhelminthes; Cestoda; Cyclophyllidea; Hymenolepididae. The record is from the annotation of a GenBank genome assembly.